Messenger RNA from Penicillium verhagenii, 885 nucleotides. Its product is annotated as Transcription factor. The record is from RefSeq and is a predicted model, not a curated record. The transcript has 2 exons. Lineage: Eukaryota; Fungi; Ascomycota; Eurotiomycetes; Eurotiales; Aspergillaceae. The coding region runs from base 1 to 885 and encodes 294 amino acids.
AUGGGCCAGAAAGUGGAUGACGUUCUUCCGCAUAUGGCUCCGCCUUUUCGCAUAUGGCUCCGCCUCACCGACAGGUUGGAUGAGGUAAUUCGAUUCUACCGACCAAUUGUGGACAGAGAUGAUGAAAAGGAGCUUGAUCUCCCAAUCUUCGAGGAACUGGUUAAUAUUUCCAACGCGUGGGAUAUUCCUAGAGAUUUGCUCGAGUCUCUAGAUAUGUUUUACCACGGAGUUGUAAUUCUCUCAACACACUCAAAAGGAUUGCAGGGCCGCUCACGACCGAGGGUAUCGAGAAUUCGUCAAAGCCAUUCAAUCUUCUCCAUUGCGUCAAUCCUUCGCAAGCAAGAUAUCCAAGACUUUCUCCCUUUGCCUAUGACUGCUUAUACCCUAUCGCUUGCCUUCUCAGUUACAUAUAGGCAGCCGAGAGAAGAAAAGCUGCCCAGUGGUCGACAAACAGCAAAGGAGCACGUUGACUUGUUCUAUCAAUGUCUUAGGAUACUAAGUUCAACGUGGUGGUCAGCUGCUAUAAUGACGUGUUUGGGAAAUCGUGUUUUGAAUGACAGCCUGCGUGGAAAGAACCCGGAACGAUCCACUGGGUCAGAAAUGGACCAAAUACGAUCAAACUCUCAGGACAUGAUAACCCCUUCGUUCGGCGGUACGCAGGCGUUGGAAGAAAGUGAAGGGACGUACAUGAACGUGGCUACCAUUGAUCAGCGCCAAAUAGGAUCAGAUCUUGCAACCAAUUUUGACGAUUUCGUUGACAAUUCCGAUAUUAUUAGUGGCAACAUUGAGGAUUUUGAUUUAUUCUUUGAUAACUUCCUUGAUAUCAACUUUCCCAGGUCUUCCGGUGAUCAAUUCUUCCUGGAUUUCGAUAUGCUUAACUCCUGA